CCUGGACAUGUGAAGCCCUUCUGUCGACCACACUUCCUGGCUUCAUGAGUCUUUUCAUGCCGACAGCGAGCUCCUCCCAGCUUGCUUUUGCUACCAUCCAAAUACGAUCACCCUGAACCUCUUCAUGACCGUGUGAAUUUUUUGGUCCAAAAAGCACCAGAUUCUUCAACCAUCCAGCAUACGAGCCUCUACCGAGUGGCACCAGCGCCACCUCUUUGAGCUCACCCCAAGAUGGGUAAUAUCAUGGAUACCCGUGAGUUGCUUACCCUGGCCUUCGACAGCAAUAUACAUCAUGAUCUGGGGCUUACACUUCCCCCCGGAUCACAGCCUCAGCUGGCUGUACACGAUCCCAACGACCAAGAGGAUAUGGAUGACCUAGCCUCUCUGUUCGGCAUGGAUGACGACUUCGAUCCAUUCACCGAUUUUGACAAGCUUGUUCAGCAGCCACAGCAGACAGGCGGCCCGAUGAAGCGCACUACCGAUCAUGCAUUCAACGGAGACAUCGAAGUGUCUCUGAGCAAGAGACAAAAUCUAGAGUCGAGCAACGCGAUCGAGUCCCUCGUGCAGCCGACAGAUAUCUAUCCCAUCAGUCGAUCCUCUAUUCCAUCCAUUUUAUCCCAUACGCCCCUUACAACUCCCGAGACUUCUGCUGCAACUAAUCCAGCCAAGGACAAAUUCGGGCUGAAGCCAGAAAGCCUGGCUCGCCUUGCUGCUGUCCAGGCUUUUACUCAAGCUAAGUUGAGUUCUGAUCACAUCUCGCCUUAUGCUCAAGUGAGAUACUAUCCAUCUGCACCUAAUCUACAUUGUAUGAUUGGUGGAGGGACAGACUCGAAUGAAUCGCUUCGGAGCCGCUUAAACAGUUCCCACCGUCGCCUCGAUGUGGUCAUUGCGGAGCGUAAUAAGUACCGUGAUGCCUUGCUUAAGUACGAUCAAGUGGACCCUGCGACUGGCAUGCUGGGCAUUCAACAGCUGGAGUCAGAAGUUCACAGGUUGCGCCGGGCGGCUUCGAACCAUCGAUAUCGGGUGGAUCAUCUGAAGGCAGAGGCCCAGGACUGGAAAGAAAAAUACACUGCCUUGGCGACAACUCACAAUUGCCUAAUUCGGGACUACCAACAACUUCAGGCUACCACGCGUCACCCACCACGCGCCUUGGAAGCACCCGCGACGGCAGCCUUCACCUCACCUCAAAAUGAUCCCCAAGGCAGCUACGCCCAAUUGUCCCACGCGUUUACUGCCUUGUACGCUGCCUACAUGCUAUCCCUCACUGACCCCUCGGGUAUAAAGUCUUCUGUCCUCCCCCCAGCAUCACCCUUUUCCAUCCCUUCUCCAACUCAAACCUUCGAAGCUCCCGCUCCACACUUUGAUCAAUCUGCUGGCUCAGAUACCUGUUCAUCACAUACACUCUACGAAUCCCAACCAACACAUCCUCCACGCCACCUCGAAGAUCAAGCCACAGAUCCUCCACCCGACCUCCCAACACCUCUUUCCGCCCAAUCUCCACCUGGUGAGCCAAAUACAAUGGCCACCAACUAUGCCAACUCCACCUUCUCUGGCCACGGCGGAUACGUCCCGCCAAUCCUCCCCGAGCAAGCGGCCCGCCUCCUCCAACAGGCCGGCGUUACCUUCUACAUCCCUACCACCAGCGCUCCUACCACCAGCGCCAACAGGCCGGCUUCGCGCCCCGUUGCGACCACCCACGUGACGGGUGCCACUACCCCCGUCGCCCUCGCCGCCACCACUCCGGUUGCUACCGUUUCCGCUCCUCCUGUGCCUCCCAAGGACAUCGUGGUCAUUGACCUGACCAGCGACUCAGACACAGAUCCCGCUGGCCAUAUUCCGCCGCCGCUUCCGCGAGAAGGAGCUGACCUGGCUCCAUGAGGGCAGCCGCAGUGACGCGGAUUACGUCGUCGCAGAGCGUAUCUGCGAAAACCUCAACUCCCGCAAGCGUAAGCGAGAGCGCGGCAAGAAAUUCGUCGCAACCACCUUCCGCGAGUGUUACAGCCACGUGCAAGCACAGAAGCACGUGCGUUGGGCACUUGGGGGGCCGGUAACCCCACUCAUCGGUACUCCUUCUUCUUCCGCCGUCGUCUCCAAAGACGAUACUCCUCCAAACAGCAUCACAGAGGGCUAGUUCGCUCAGAUGCUGGAGGAGUCCCUGGCCCGUGGAAAGACUCCAGGGGAGGUGGGUGUCUGGGAAGAUUGAGAGGGAGCGGUGGAGACGUGGGUUGUAGGUUCUGUCGGAUGAUCUCUUUGGUGCGUUGGGAGGGAGGGAGAGCACCACGGCGAAACGUAAAUAAUUCUGCGUUUCCGACGGGCAAAGCAAAUAGAUCCCGUCAAGUUUCAAGGUAUCCAAUAUUG
Penicillium brasilianum is the source of this 2358-nucleotide messenger RNA. The record is from the annotation of a GenBank genome assembly. NCBI's taxonomy places the organism in Eukaryota, Fungi, Ascomycota, Eurotiomycetes, Eurotiales, Aspergillaceae.